AUGGUCAAACCACAAUCGGUAACUGCAGCUAAACCUUCGGCGGAAACAACAGCAAAACCAACAGAUACUACAACAACAGAUCCACCAUCAACAGAAAUAGUGCCAAUAAAAGAAUCAAAGGCAGCAACAGCACGAAGAAUCCUGUCAGCACCACCACCACAACCACUACCACUACCACUACCACUACCACUACCACAACCACCACCACCACCACCACCACCACCACUUCCGGCCACAGAAACAGCAGCAGCAACAACAGCAGCAGCAACUGAACCAACAACAACAGUAGAAGCAGCAAAAAACCAUCAAAAACAGUUGCAGCAACACAACAAUGCCUAA
Molecule: messenger RNA, 339 nt
Organism: Schistocerca nitens (vagrant locust)
Lineage: Eukaryota; Metazoa; Arthropoda; Insecta; Orthoptera; Acrididae
Product: junction-mediating and -regulatory protein-like
Exons: 1
Coding region: 1-339 (112 amino acids)
Source: RefSeq, a predicted model, not a curated record